AGUCGAACAGCAAGUUUCUAUGGCCUCAAAUGGGCGAUGACUCAUCUAUUUUUUUUUGCAAUUGUGGGGGGGCAUCAUGAGAACCUAAGCUGCAAGGAAACGUUGUCUCUCCGUUUGAACAGCCUGUCGUUUUAGAAGCAAGCCUAUCGGAAUCCAAGCGCACACGAUGCGGAAGUCGCCGUAAUGGACUUGUAUCAAACUUCGUGCAUGACUGCGCAAGUUGAGGGGAUAGAUCGAUAUAUCGGCUGAAAGGGAUUAGAAGCGUGGACUCUCUGCCAAUGAGACGGGGUAGAUUCGGGCAACUCCUGCCGAACAACGUGAGCAUCUAGUCAAAUCAAAUGCCGCGGCAACGCCCCCUUUUGCUGCAAACCAAAACGGGAGACAUGCAAAAUGAGGCUUAUAUCUGGAUUUGUAAUGUGGUCGCUGCUUGUGAUACUGUGGUGCCGUGGAACAACAUCGAUAACCAGUGGUUGUGAGGAUUGAAAACAAGAGGUGGCAAUCGCACAGACGGUUAGCCUGCACUGUAAACGCUUCAUAUAGCUAUUAAAGGAAAGCCAGCGCUACGUAUACCGACAGUGAUUCAGGAAGUCACUGGAUGUCCUGACUUUGAGGACCUUUAGCGUCAUCCAGAUACGAAGCGGUCCGGCUGAACUGUUAGGAACUCUGUGCCCACCUCGGCGACGCGGCGCUACCAGCAUGUUCCACAACAUAACCAUGGAUUUUCCUCCGCCAACAACGCCGGUGGCCAACGUUGACACAACGACAACGAUGCCAGAGUCGACCGUGUGGAACGCCACUGCUAGCGGCAUUCAGGAUAUGAGCAUAUGGACAGCGCCGGUUGUCCAACGGGUAGCCACGCUAUCGGUGCUCAUGGUGUUGAGUCUUGCCGGCAACGGGGUCAUAAUCCUUGUGGUGUCCGCCGCAGGAGUGAAAAAGGGCCUGAACAGAGUCAACAUCUUUAUCCUCCACCUCGCCAUUGGUGACAUCUGCGUGUGCGUGGUCACCAUGACUAGUGAGAUUGUGUUCGUGGCGUUCGGACAGUGGGUGCUGGGACCUGUUCUCUGUAAGAUCAUCGUGUACGGACAGGUCGUCACUUUGGCCAGUACAACCUUCAUCCUCACCGCCAUGAGUCUGGACCGGCACCAGGCCAUCACGGACCCGAUGAACGUGGCGGCGGACCCGGAGCGGAAGGCCAAGCGGAUGAUCCUGGUGGCCUGGCUCAUGGCGUUCCUGGUCGCCGUGCCGCAGCUCUUCAUCUUCCUGCAGCAAGAGAAGGAGGGACCAGAUGGCGUCAUCACGCAUAGAUGUGUCAGUCAGGGGUACACGGCGGAGUGGCAGCGGCAGGUGUACGUGACGUGGAUGGCGGUGUACGUGCUGGUGGCCCCCGCCGUCAUCAUCACCUGCUGCUACGUGCGGAUCGUCAGGACCGUGUGGCAGACAGACCGCGAGCAGCGAGCCAUGAGCUGCCGCCGACAGAGGGGGAUGCGCCGCACAGGAUCGACCAUCUCAUCGGCAAAAAUCAAGACGAUCAAGAUGACCAUCUGCAUCAUCAUCGGGUUCGUGACCUGCUGGACCCCGUACUUCGUCGUCACCCUGUACGAGGUCUACACGGGCAAGUCCCUCCCCGAGGUCGCCUACGUCGUGGCGGAAACCAUGGCCCUCUUCAACUCCGCCUUCAACCCCAUCAUCUACGGGUUCUUCAACCUGAACGUGAAGAACACCCUCCUGUCCAUGCUGCCCUGCUCCUGGGCUGACGGCACCUGGUCCCGCCCGAGUUCUCUCUAUAAGACGGAGGACACCUACACGGACCCGUUCUUCAUGAGAAGGUCGUUCCACCGGCUGUCCAGAAGCAGUAGCAUCAGGCGGAAAGUGAGCGGCAACCGGCGAGCCACCCUGGCGAUAGAAAUGGACAAUUUGCAAGCCAGACGACAUAGCUCCCCUGUGAACAAUGGCAAGAUGGUGCUGAGCGCCAACGGUCUGGGAAAGGCAGCGGUAUAGUUGUAGAUUUACGUUAUAUAGAGAAUGUUGAGAUGAUGAGAACACAAACAGUUCGAAAACACCGAACUAACAAGAGAAGACACUAACCUGGCGAUAGAGAUGAACAAUUUGCAAGCCAGACGACAUAGCUCUCCUGUGAACAAUGUCAAGAUGGUGUUGAGCGCCAACGGCCUGGGAAAGUCAGAGGUUUAGUUGUGUCAUAGACAAAGAGUGUUGAGAUGAUGAGAACACAAACAGUUCGAAAACACCGAACUAACAAAAGAAGAGACUAACCUGGCGAUAGAGAUGGACAAUUUGCAAGCCAGACGACAUGGCUCCCCUGCGAGCAAAGGCAAGAUGGUGCUGAGCGCCAACGGCCUGGGAAAGUCAAAGGUUUAGUUGUGUCAUGAACAGAGAGUGUUGAGAUGAUGAGAAAACAAACAGUUCGAAAAAGCAGGACUACCAAAAGGAGAGACAAGCAUCGUCUGAAAGUUAGCCAAUAUAUUUUUCGUUUUGUCCUUUUCCUAUCCAGCCGCACAAUUGGCAGUACGGUUUUCUUGCAAUUUCUCUUUCAAGAGUUUGGGGGUGUACCUAAAGCAGUUGCUAUCACAACAAGUUCGAAGACCAUGUACCUUUGUCAAACAUUUUGAGCCUUUUUAAGUUUAUUGUUUUAUUUUGUCCCAUUGAUGAAACAAAUAAGUUUGUCUUGAGCAUAAUCUCUUUCAAAUGACCAUAUAUUGUGAAUUAGUGAAACUUUGCGCCUUUUGCCAAAGUGCAAUGUUUAUAUUUCAGCAUAAAUUAUGCAAAUGCCUUCCACAUUUUCAUAAUUUGGACAUAUUGAUGUAAACAUUUGACUUACCUACACACGCCAGUGUGUGAUUCCCACCACUCAUGUCAAAGUAAUAAUUGCGCUUUCGCAUUGGCUAUACAAAUUAGCCUCUCAUUUGCAUAAUUGGUAUCUGUAAAUGUUUCAACUACUAUAGAUUCUAUAAGGCACACGUAUCAAGGUUAUAUCAUAGAAAACAUUGCAAUCAUACAAUUAUGCAAAUUACGUUCAUGUUUGCAUUACUUGUAUUUCAUCGUGUAUAUCUUUAAUUGUCUAGGCUCCCCGUAUAUCGAAUAUUACUGAAAUCCGUUCACUAAUUUAUUCUCCUUAAAUGUUUUUGACAAAAAUGCUCCCAAAAUGAAACAGCAAGCUGCUGCGCCAAAAAGCUAUAUAGAAAUAAAGACCAUAGCACGUGACCACGUCCAGGGCAAACGAUACGAAAAAUCUGAAGUUCUGUUUCAGUACCAAGAUCAUGCAAUAGGGGUCGCAAAAUUGACCUAGACUUUCGUCUUCCAUAGACAUGCCAAUUGAAAUAUUAUAUUGACCACAUAAUGCAGAAAGGCAGAGACGUACACGCAGGUCAAAAACCUUACCUCCAUUUUUCAUUGAAGUAAACUAAAUGAAGAAUGUGCUUUGAGACCUUCAAUACCAACCGGAAAUAAUCAUUGUGCAACCCAACAUCUCAUCGAUCGUACGUAACACGAAGACGCCACAUGUACUGAUUUCAUGUAUGGGCGUGUGUACCAUUAUCUUUAUAGGCUGAGCUGAAAAAAAUCCAUAUAAUCGUUACAAGUUCACUGAAAAUGCUUAUUACUACAGUACGUUUCAUCUGUCACUAGUGACUUGUAUUUAGUGCAUAACAAUUUAAAUGGUGUUUCAUUUUGUAUGGUGGGGGAAUCGUUGAUGGAAGAGAAUGCUGGUGUGUCGACGAAGAUCCAAUUUGACCAAAAGAUUUAUCACACUGUCGACUAUCGGCUACCUUUGACUCGUUGAUCACGUCACAAUUUCGUUCAGGUCACGUGAUGUAGGCUUCGGGUCAUUCUAAGUUGAGAAAGAUCGGAAGACUGAUCGAAAGAUUGUUUGUUAUCGCUCUACCUUGUGUACAGAAAUGGCGUCUAUAAUCUUUGUAUAGUUAUCACCCUUGCUUUCACAUACAUGUACAUGACUGUAUCGAUGAAUCACAAACAUGUUUUGUGUGAAAUGUGUUGGAUCGUUUUGAUAAAAAAAGUUUCAAAUAACAUAACCAGAAUCAUUACAAACCUGUUGUCGCGUA
Messenger RNA from Branchiostoma floridae (Florida lancelet), 4076 nucleotides. RefSeq names its product vasopressin V2 receptor-like. Lineage: Eukaryota; Metazoa; Chordata; Leptocardii; Amphioxiformes; Branchiostomatidae. Bases 697 to 1998 code for a protein of 433 amino acids. The transcript is spliced from 4 exons. The record is from RefSeq and is a predicted model, not a curated record. Gene Ontology annotation, biological process: G protein-coupled receptor signaling pathway. Gene Ontology annotation, molecular function: G protein-coupled receptor activity; peptide binding. Gene Ontology annotation, cellular component: membrane.